Messenger RNA from Sphenostylis stenocarpa, 162 nucleotides. NCBI's taxonomy places the organism in Eukaryota, Viridiplantae, Streptophyta, Magnoliopsida, Fabales, Fabaceae. The record is from the annotation of a GenBank genome assembly.
AUGAAUCAAGAUGGUGAAAAUGAUGGACAUUCCACUGCAUGUCAUGCUGAUGGUGCCUACAGAGUUCGUAUUCUAAGUAUAAAAGCGUAUCGAGUAAAGAUAACAAACAGAGGAGUUGGUCUGAAACCAAUUAAGAAAUUCCAAUUCAAAACAUCUGUUUAG